UAGAGGAACAUAUGACUGGUGUGGCUCUCCACUUCCUGUUAAAUAUACAAGACAGAAAAAGGCUCAGAGAAAACCGCGACAUAUCAGUCUUAGUUUUUGAAGAAAGAGUGUGUUGCUUGUUGGAAUAUUAUUUACUGUCACUUCAAGACCCCUUUUCAAGAAAAAUAACGAGAUAGAUCACUGAGCAGACUGUCAAGGAGAAUUCAAACAACAUGGUCCUUGGGGCUUGCAAAAGCCUGUGAGAGAAGUUUAUGGUAGCUCUAAGUGGUUUGAAGUAAAGUGAAGUUGUGGAACACCGAAUUGCACAUUUCCCAACAAGUUUUACUAAACUGUCACAAGACCCCCCCAAUGGAGACCUUAGAGUUUAGAGUCCCCGAGAGAGAGUCUCCAAUGAAAGAGUAUGACCAGAUGCUUGAGGAACGUGCAGAGAAACAUGAAUCCCUUCGAGGUCGCAACAAUCAGACAUCUUGUCGAAGUCCAACACGAGGCAUAGACACAAAGUGGAUGAAGACAGAGAUGCAGCGAAAGAGACAGUUGGAGUUUGACAGAAGACGGUCAGUGAGCCCAGAUCGGACCUGUCCAGAAUCGGGGAAGAAAUCUAAAGGUCAAUCGUCGAUCAAGAAGUGGAAAUCAACCAUGUCUCAGACUUUGCAGGGAAAAGUAUGCAAAAUCUCCACUUCCAAUGGAUGCCCAAUUACAGUGUCAACAAGCGAGAGACUGACCAAUGAGGAUGCUAGCACCAAUGAAUGGGCCUUAUUCUGGAUAGACCAAGCAGAGUCUGGACAUGAGAGACACGCUGCCAAAAAGCCUGAGAACUUUCUAUCCACUCCCAGGCCGAUCAGAGAAGUCCCUGAGCAAACACGAAAGGUUUCCAAGAAGAUGGAUCGGAGUAUUGCAAUGUAUGCCUCCCCUGGAUCCAAGACUGUGCCUAUAGGUCUCAAGGCAGGCAUGGGAGAAUCGAAUCAAACCCAUAAGAUGCAAGAUGCCUGGGUACAGACGGAGUCUGGGUUUGUCACUGUCAAAGAAAAGGAAGUUAUUCAGCUAGCUGAUUACUUACAGGAGGCUCUGUGGAGAGAGGAUACCCUGAAGAAGAAGCUAGGAGUGCUGCAGAAGAAUGCUUCCACCCUGAUACACUCCUCUGACAAACUGUGGACAAUCCGCUGCAAUGAAGACCUGUUGAAAAGCAAGAUCAAAGCUCUGGAGGCACAGUUACAAGUCUGCCUGCAGAAGUACACUCGGGAUGGACUGAAGAAGCAGGUGCUGCAGAUGGAGAAACAGAAUGGUGCGUACGAGGAGAAGGCCCUGGCAGCCAUCCAGAGGGCCACGCAUGACAAGGCCGAAGCCUUCAGCAAGACCGAGACUCUGCAGGAGGGUCUGAGGUCAGCCAAGGCAGAGGCCUCACAAUGGCAGGUCCGGUGUGAUGAGCUGAAGCAGAUCUCAGACCAGUUGAGGAUGAGUCAGGAGGUCAGCGCAGGACAGCUGCAGCAGCUGCAGACCCAACUUGAGAUUGCCAAGUGCAGAGAGGCGGGGCUCCAGGGGGAGGUGGAGGCGCUCCAGCUGGCUGGGGCGGAGCUACGCUCCUGCGUUGCCUACCUGGAGGAAGACAACCAGGCCCUGAGGGAAGAGGUCCAGAUCAUGAGAGAUAGCUGCAUUAAGCUCCAGGACUCUGAAGCACAGGUCAACGAGUCCUCCAGGAAGCCCGAAGAGGAGCACCUGGGAUGGGGGAGCGCUCGGCUGGCAGAGCAGCUCUGUCAGACGCAGGACAAGCUCCAGCUGAAGGAGAAAGAGUGUGAGGAGCUGCUGACAGAGUUGGAGGCUGUGGGCCAAGAGUGUCAGUCAUACCAGGCCCGACUGACGCAGUGCAGGGACGAGCUUAGGCAACUCAGUCAUCACCGCAGCAAAAGGCAGUCCUGUGGCUCCUGGCUGGGAGUCUAUGUCUUCCUGGUCCUGCUGCUGGGCGUGGCAGGGGUUGCCAUGUUGUGGCUGUGGCAUCCCCCCUUCAGGGAGCAAGUUGAGGUCUUGUAUGCAGAUCUAGAACAACGUGUGGAAGACUAUCUAGUGGAGGUUGCAUCCCCACAACACUCACGGUGCCUCAGACCUAUCUGAAAGGGGCAGUUCGAAAGGAAUAACAUUUCUAAUGUUUUUUGUUACAUUUAUUUAUGUGUACAAAUAAAUAUAUUUGUAAAAUACA
Molecule: messenger RNA, 2191 nt
Organism: Hypomesus transpacificus
Lineage: Eukaryota; Metazoa; Chordata; Actinopteri; Osmeriformes; Osmeridae
Product: TRAF3-interacting JNK-activating modulator
Exons: 14
Coding region: 349-2106 (585 amino acids)
Source: RefSeq, a predicted model, not a curated record